UUUUUUGACAGCUUGUUCUGACAGCUUGUUCUGACAGCUUGUCCUGCAAUUUGUGCAUAAAACUUAAAACUUCGUGCGUUAUCAGAUGGAGGACUUCAGCGACUCAGACUGUUCUAGUGAAUCGGAGCAGAUCCAUAGGAUCAUGGGGUCCAUAGGACCCGUAUUCAGGCUCCGCUCAAGCAUCAGCACAUACAGCAGUUCCGUGGUGGAAAUGGCUAUGGAGAACUGCCGCACCUCGAAUAAUUAUGGGGUAUCAGAGCAAAACCACAGCACCGUCUCCGUGCUUGCUGCCAGUUCCAGUUCAGUCAUCGGUUCCCCUGUUCAACCACCCAACGAGAACUCCGGCGACUCGGACAGUUCAAGCAGCUCCAGUUCCAGCGCCAGCCGCGCAUCCUGUGUGCGGCGUAUUAUGGAGUAUUCCAGCGACUCGGAUCCGGAUCCGUUCCGUGUUUAUUCCAGUGAAACCUCUUCUUCGCCCAGCAAUAGCUUCAGCUUGGGCUCCAACUCCAGCUCCAGCUCCAACAUAGCCUCAACUUCAAUGGGGAGUCGUAGACAUAAUGAACCGAAGUCAGAUGAGCAGGACUCUGAUUCUAGCGAGGAUUCUCCUCCGAGCAAACGGACCAGAUCCGAUGCCGGGGAGUCGUACAUGCCCUACAACUGCCCUGUGUGCCUGGAAGACGUCCGGGAGAGGGAACCAGUGUCCACUACUUGUGGCCACGUUUUCUGCAAAGACUGCAUUGAGCGAGCUGUCGCCACUGGGAGGAUGUGCCCAUUGUGCGGAGUUGAUGAACCUGAAUUUCAUCGAAUUUUCUUGUAAGACGUGAUAUCAUAGAGAUAUCCAAAUAUCGUAGUAUGAUUGAAAUCAUACUACGUGUUAUUUAGUAAUUGCUAAACACGUAAAACUGUGCACUCUUGCUUAAAUUAUAAUCUAACUUAAAGGAACUGUUGCUCCUUCAUAACACUUAUGGAAGGCAACAUCCCCCAGAAACACAAUGCAACCGCAAACUAAAACUCAAAUAUAAGAAGGCAGACAACUUUUGCCAUAAAACAUGGCGCAAGGACACACUCAUACUCGCAGGCAACCCCAGAAAAAUGGAAGCACUUCUACAGGGGUGCCCUCCCCCCCCCCCAUGGCAAAGCAAUGAAAAUUCCGACCUACCGCAAUAAAUUCCGCGGGAAAAACAAAGCAAGCGAUGCCAAAAUAAGAGUGAAACGGCCAGCUGAAACACACACACACACACAUGAAUUUAGAGAACUGGAAUCUCCACCUUAGACACGGCGCUGUAAAUCGCGCUUAUCCAAAACACAACAUGGCAUCAGGAGGCAAUGGAGAUUCAGUUUCAGUUUCAUUCAAAGAUUGAAUAGGAAAGGGGGGGCGUUCCUCCCCUACAUCAACAACCUUUGACCUGACACAAUGCUCUACAUUCUAUGUUUUUGUUCGAGUUGCGAGUUCGAAUCGCGACUGCGCAAUGAUCCUGAGGCCCGAACAGCUGUUCAACGCAAGACCUUACCUAGGACAACAUGUGCAUCCUUAUGGUCGUGCGCUCCUUGCAGCCUCAACACCGAAUAACUGAGGCAGGCCAUCCAUGUUUUCAUACGUAAUAUGCCUGCCAGGUUUGAUAUAUUCUGUUAAUUUUGUAUUUCAAUUCAUUUUAUUACUGAACAGCCAUAAUAAAAAUUCUUAAUGUAUGCGAGAGCUUGGGUGUUUCAGCCCCGGCCAAGGAAAAGGAUUUCUAACACCAACAUAUUCCUCCAGCAGUCUUUGACAGAAGCUUGAUCCCGGAAGAAGCUUAUUACCGCAUGCAGCUUAGUAAUGCCUAUGAAAGCGGUUGGAGACCAUUCUUUUCUUUUUCCAGUGAGCGCUUCACCAGCCGCAGGGACACGAGCUGCAGCCACCACAAGGACCACAGCAAGGACUACAGCAAC
This is a messenger RNA of Drosophila santomea, 1926 nucleotides long. It is a transcript of the gene elfless, whose product is annotated as putative protein TPRXL. NCBI's taxonomy places the organism in Eukaryota, Metazoa, Arthropoda, Insecta, Diptera, Drosophilidae. Bases 86 to 817 code for a protein of 243 amino acids. Gene Ontology annotation, molecular function: transcription factor binding. The record is from RefSeq and is a predicted model, not a curated record. The transcript has 5 exons. Gene Ontology annotation, biological process: positive regulation of transcription by RNA polymerase II.